Molecule: messenger RNA, 1328 nt
Organism: Vespula pensylvanica (western yellowjacket)
Lineage: Eukaryota; Metazoa; Arthropoda; Insecta; Hymenoptera; Vespidae
Product: protein PFF0380w-like
Exons: 4
Coding region: 99-935 (278 amino acids)
Source: RefSeq, a predicted model, not a curated record
AAUACUUGGUGGGGAUAUUGGAAAGUUCCAGGUUUUAGCUAAAUAUGCUUCAUAGAAUAAAGAGCUGCAGUUCAGUUUGUGCUUUCUUUUGAGAAACAAUGUGCAACAUAACAUGCAUUUUGAUUGGAAUUGUUUUAAUUUAUUCAUUUCCUUUACAAACACAUAGCAGUACUUAUGAUGAUAAAAUUAAUUUACAAAUAAAAGAUAACUUACAAAAUAUAGCAAAGAAGUAUUCAAAUGAUAUUAAAACUGUGAAAGUAUCAAAACUUAAGUAUAUAUUAAAGAAUACAACAAAUAAAUGUGAACUUGAAAAGACAUGCAAUAACAUGGAAAAUAAUGUUAAAAACAAUUCUGAUAAUUAUAAUAAUCAAAAAAUAAUAAUAAAUUUAGUUCCACCAUUAACAACAAGUAAAGAUUAUUAUACUUAUUUUAAUAGAAGGAAAAAAGAAUUAAAAAAUAAAAAUGUACAAGAAGAUAAGAAUCAACAUAAUGUACAAAAUUAUAAAUAUGAGAAACAAAACACAUCUAUAAAUCAUACAAACCCUAUAAUUGAAAGUAAUCAUUUACCUUACAUGCGCGAUCACGCGCCAAUAGACGUAACAAAGGAAACUUCACAAAAUCAAAUCGGAUAUAAUAAAAUCUACAAAAAAAAGUCUCCUACAAAUAUAUCACAAAUUUCCCCUGAUGGAGAUAGAGUAGAAUUUCAAAUACAAGGUCAUGAAGGUCCAAAAACAUACAUCUUUGGAUUUGAUACUGGAGUUGGAAAAAACAGACAAUACAGACUAGAGGAACGUUUUAACGACGGUACAGUAAAAGGCCAUUAUGGUUAUUAUGAUGCUAGAGGAAAAUUACGAACUGUCAAAUAUAUUGCUAAACCUACUGAAGGUUAUCAAGAAAAGCAUCAUGAAACAAUUAUUCAUGGAGUUGAACAUUGAAUAUCAUUUAUCAACAACUUGAGAUUAAAACGUUUAUUAACAAUAACAAGUAGUGUAUACAAAAAAAAUUAACACAAAAAGAUAUAAAUUUUGCCAAGAUAGAUACAUAUGAAUAUAUUAAUAAAUCUAAUCUAUAUCGAACAUAUUUAAGAUCCAUUGCAAAAAAAAACAUAAGAUCAUAUUUUAUAAGCUCCUUUUAUGUAUUUUAAUGAUCUUUAACAUCUUCACUGAUGGUUUACAAAAUAAUAAUUUUUGACACUUUUGUAAUAUAUAUAUAUUAAUGGUCUAUAUGUAGUCAAAACUAGAUUUUAUUUUAUUUUUUUUAUAUCAGCAGCCCCAUAAGAUGAACUGUUACUUAUCUCAGACAUUUGAAUUGUUUUGUACAUUAGCAGA